Tachyglossus aculeatus (Australian echidna) is the source of this 7671-nucleotide messenger RNA. RefSeq names its product phosphoglucomutase 2 like 1 (gene PGM2L1). Lineage: Eukaryota; Metazoa; Chordata; Mammalia; Monotremata; Tachyglossidae. Gene Ontology annotation, molecular function: glucose-1,6-bisphosphate synthase activity; intramolecular phosphotransferase activity. The transcript is spliced from 14 exons. The record is from RefSeq and is a predicted model, not a curated record. The coding region runs from base 35 to 1888 and encodes 617 amino acids. Gene Ontology annotation, biological process: carbohydrate metabolic process.
UCGCAGCGCCGCAGCCCCCUUCCCUCCCGGGGCCAUGGGGGACCCGCCCGCCGGGGACCUCAACUCCAACCGCCGCACCGGGGACCCGCAGCUCGACGCCGCCGUGGACCAGUGGCUCCGCUGGGACAAGAACCCAAAGACGAAAGAGCAAAUCGAAAACCUCUUACGGAAUGGGAUGAAUAAGGAAUUGCGGGACCGCCUGUGCUGCAGGAUGACCUUUGGAACGGCUGGGCUUCGUUCUGCCAUGGGAGCGGGUUUUUGCUACAUUAAUGAUCUUACGGUGAUACAAUCAACACAGGGAAUGUACAAAUACCUAGAAAGAUGUUUUUCAGACUUCAAGCAAAGAGGCUUCGUGGUGGGCUACGACACCCGGGGUCAGGUGACCAGCCGCUGCAGCAGUCAAAGCCUGGCAAAGCUGACCGCUGCCGUCUUGCUGGCCAAAGGUGUACCUGUCUAUCUGUUCUCAAGAUACGUCCCCACUCCUUUCGUGCCGUACGCUGUCCAGGAGCUCAAAGCUGUCGCGGGAGUCAUGAUUACCGCAUCCCAUAACCGCAAGGAAGACAACGGAUACAAGGUUUAUUGGGAAAACGGCGCCCAGAUCACAUCUCCGCACGAUAAAGAAAUUCUGAAAUGUAUAGAAGAAAGCGUCGAGCCGUGGAACGAUUCGUGGAACGAGAAUCUAGUUGACACCAGUCCCCUGAAGAGAGACCCCCUCCAAGAUAUUUGCGCGAGUUACAUGGAGGAUUUAAAAAAGAUUUGUUUUCACAGGGACCUAAACACCAAGACGAGCUUGAAGUUUGUCCAUACAUCGUUCCACGGGGUUGGACAUGAUUAUGUGCAGUUGGCUUUUAGAGCAUUUGGAUUUAAGCCUCCAAUUCCAGUUCCAGAACAAAAGGAUCCAGAUCCAGACUUUUCUACCGUCAAAUGCCCCAAUCCCGAAGAAGGAGAAUCUGUGCUGGAGUUGUCGCUCAGACUCGCGGAAAAGGAAGAGGCCAGGGUAGUGCUAGCCACGGAUCCGGACGCAGACAGACUGGCAGUGGCGGAGCUUCAAGGGAAUGGCCGUUGGAAAGUUUUCACAGGAAAUGAGUUGGCGGCUUUGCUUGGGUGGUGGAUGUUUGUAUGCUGGAAGGAGAACCACCCCCAGAAUGCUGAUGUGAGGAAUGUUUACAUGUUAGCUACCACAGUCUCCUCCAAAAUUUUGAAGGCAAUUGCUCUUAAAGAAGGAUUUCAGUUUGAAGAAACGUUACCGGGGUUUAAAUGGAUCGGAAGCAGAAUAAAAGAACUCCUGGGAAUUGGGAAAGAAGUUCUUUUUGCAUUCGAAGAGUCUAUUGGUUUUCUCUGCGGAACAUCGGUCUUGGACAAGGAUGGGGUGAGUGCCGCUGUGGUUGUUGCUGAAAUGGCGUCUUACCUGGACACCAAGAACCUCACAUUGGCACAACAACUUGUGAACAUUUAUGAGACGUAUGGACAUCACAUUUCAAAGACUUCCUAUUUUUUGUGUCAUGACCCUCCUACUAUCAAGAGCAUAUUUGAAAAGCUUCGCAAUUUUGGUUCCCCAAAAGAGUACCCGGAGUUUUGUGGUCCAUUUGGUAUAUUGCAUGUCCGGGAUGUCACAACUGGGUAUGACAGCAGCCAGCUGAAUAAAAAAUCGGUGCUGCCCGUGAGUAAAAACAGCCAGAUGAUCACCUUUACCUUCCAAAACGGUUGUGUUGCUACCCUCCGAACAAGUGGAACGGAACCCAAGAUCAAGUAUUACGCGGAGAUGUGCGCGUCACCCAACUGGAGCGACGCUGCCUCCCUGGAAAGAGAGCUAAAGAGACUGAUUGAAGCUUUGAUUGAGAAUUUUCUCGAGCCCAGUAAGAAUGGACUGAUCUGGCGGUCCGUUUAGAAACACUCCAGUGACUCUUUGGCCCGAUCGCGUGGAAUGAAAACACCGCUGCAUUUAGCAUUGAUUCACGUACAUCUGUAGCUCUCUGAAGUGACCGUGUCCUUUAAACCUCUAAAGAGGCAGUAUCUUGUAUCCGAUGCCGCACAAUCUCACAUAAGUCGGGUUGGUUUAUUAGCAGAAAAUUUGCUCACUCCGGCUUUCUCCAUGGAAAAACCUGGAGAGCCACCCCUCUGGAGUUUACCCCUCUAGAGACCUUUUCUUCCGCCACACGAGCGGACGGACGUCCUUGUCCUUGACGUCCUUUGUGCCGGGUAGGGUGGUUUGAACAAAGGACUGGCAAAAAGUUCAAAAUCUUACUUUCUAAUUGGAGGUCAUUCAAGGGAAUGGCCCCAUUUUGGCGGAGAAACUGGCACUGCUUCUUUAGAGCUGUGGUGUAGAAGUAUCAUUGUUGCAGGUCUUAAUUUUCAAGUAUGUUGAUGCGUAGAGUAUUUCCAAUUUCAAGCGUCGUCCAAGGUGAUGUAGCACGUGACUUCCAGCUAUUUAAAUACAGUUCCUUUCUGAAAACUGCUCUGGACGCAUUGUGCUUUUCUGUGUGGCUCGUAAGAUUUACGUUUACCGAAGUCAAACAAUAGUGGUGACUGUUUGCAGCUUAGUUUUGAUCAGUUUAUCGGUGCCUUACCAGGGCUUGGAUGUGAACGAAAUAACUUUCGUAUGUAUUUCAAUUGCUCACUCAGAGACCGUGGAACAUUAAUUAGCCUUCUGCUUUAAUAUCCUUCCAAACCACUAAGGUGCUUCAACAACUACUUUGCCAAGUCGGUAAAGUGCGUGAUUUCUUUUUUCUUUUUUUUUUUCUUUUAUAUCACCCAAGUUAGAAUAAAGAUCGUUGCUGAAUACAGGACUUAAAUGACAUACCAGUUAGGUAUGUUUAAAUCAAUCAAUCAUAUUUAUUGAGCGCUUACUAUGUGCAGAGCACUGUACUAAGCGCUUGGGAAGUACAAAUUGGCAACAUAUAGAGACAGUCCCUACCCAACAUUGGGCUCACAGUCUAAAGCAAUGACUAAGAGAAACCGAUUUCAUUCUAAGAAAAUGAGAUGUUAGUGCAAACGCUUGAACUCGAAUUUAGGACGGUAUAUAUCUCCUUCGCAUUUUUCAAGUCCGUAAAUACAUAUUUUGGAAUUCUCUUAUGAAUGCCGCAGCGAAGCAUAAUCUUACUGGUGUUCUUACAAUAACAUUAAUCUGAAUCAAUUGUCGAUUUGAUUCCGUUAAAAUCAGUUCAAUGUAUUUUGACGUCUGCUGCUGCAGUGAUGUCCUCAUCGCAAAGACAGUUAACAUUUCUUUUUUUUUUGUUGGGGGGGGGCGAGGUUUAGGAAGCAUCUUUGGAAGAUGACAGCACUUUUAUUGUCCUGUUGAGAAGAAUAUUAUAAACUUUCGAUGUAGACGGCUUAAUCAGUUCCAUGCCCUCUCGGUGCUAGUGUUCCUAGCCUUGGUAAGUGUACGCAGGUAGCUUAAAUAACCUAAGUAGUAAAAAAAAAAAAAAAAAAUCACAAGGGUCUUGAAUGAUAAUGAUAUGGCCCCGAGACAGUAUUGUUAAACAGCCAACAGUGUGGGUUACGAAAUCGUGUUUAACGCACAAAUCAAACAAUGUUAAGAAAAUUGUGGCUCCUCUGAAGUAGUUGCUUUAAAUUGAGCUCGUGAAAUCCAAGUAAAGCCUGGGGUGUGGCGUAUUUUUUUUUGUAGGUUUUCCGCUAUUAUUUAAUCUUUACGUUUGUUUCCAACUCAACACCCUUGAAUCUGGGUUGUUGACGAAGGCAGGGCGUUAGCCAGCUGGACUGUUGGAAAGGGUAUCGUCACUUUCUCAGCAUUUUAUUUUGUUGAGAAAAACUUUGCACUAAAAGAGGGGGAAAUGCAUUUCUUUAAAAACUCGGGCUUCAUGAAUGUACAUGUAUUGCAACCAGUUUCUGUGCCACAGAGUAAUCUGUGGACUAUUUAUUUUUGUUUCUAAUUAAACUUUGAAUCGACGAUCUUCGGAAAGGGGUAACGUUGAAAAGGUUGAGUUGACCUUUUCCCCCCUUCUCCUUCCUCCCUGUAGGAAAGCCAUUUUGGCCAUGGCGGGGGCGGUUCAUAAAGACAAGAUGAGUAGUUUCAGUUGGAGUGCUUUAUUGAUGUGCCACUCUGAAGGUCUCCUAAUGAAAAAUUAGGGUGGACAAAUACUUUGCUGCUUGGGCUCUUAUUUCUAAAAUCAGUGCCAAGUUAAAAUUGAGAACUAUCUUCCACUGUGACAGGAUAUAGAUCAAAGGCGAUUUGACAUCGGUGAGGCAUUUGUUGCCCAUCUUGGAGUGAUCGGCGAACUGGGAAGCGGUAAGCGAGACCGUAUCCAAGACAACAUUUCUUCAAAGGGAAUGGUGCCGAAAUAUGGUGCUUUUUAAAAUUUACUAUUUAUUUAAGCACCAUUUAAAAUGGUGCUUUUAAAAUACACAGAUGUCACCGAGGGAGGAAGUGGCAGAGAGGAUAGUCUACACUUUGCACCAGAAAUAAAAUUUGGGAAGGUUUCGGGGAAAAUGGUAACUUUGGAGAGAUGUGAGAAAUCAGCAGAUCAGGUUCGGUAAGGAUUAAAACGGUGUAGAACACUAGUUCCGAGGGGAAAACAAACAGAGAAACCCAGGGUAUUAAGUCAUCACCUACUAGCCACGAGUUAGGAACGCGGUGCUAUAAUUAAAAGAAACGAGAGCGACUGUAACAGUGAUAAACAGAAGCUUGGUGUGUUAGGACGGAGAAACCGUCCCGCUGUAGUCAGCGCUGAUUUAGAGUCUUCCUAGAACAUUUUCUCUUGAAGAAGGUUAUGGGAACCUUGGGGAGAGUCUAGAAAAAAUAGUGACCUUUUGUGAUUUAGAAAGAUAAUUUAAGGGUUGGAAGAUAAUCUUUGAAAAAGAGAAAUGGGAUCGUUUCAUCUGGAGAAGAGAAGGCCAAAGAGUGAUGGGGAACGGGCUUCGUACCUCUGGUUACCCUCCUCGGGGUCGGAGUUGGUCGGAUUUUGGCCGUUAACAAGGACGGGAUAACUAGAGGGCUGCGGCACGAAGAGUUGGAGUCAGUUCUGAAGAGGGUCUUAACAGUCAGGGUUUUAAAAUUUGGAACAGUUAAACGAGGGGACUGUGGAAAUCCACCGUCUCCCUCUGCCAAAGUGGCUUCCGAUUCGCUUCUCGGGCUGUCUUCCAGCUUUGGCUUCAGCCUACCGCUUUACGUCAGUUCAAAUACUGCCAAAAUGGUGCGGGCUUCGCGCAGGGUACCAAUUUGGUAUCGAUUUGGGUACCUACCCGUCAGUAUUUGAAAUACUUUUCAAACCUGAGGUAGCUAAUGCAGUGGAAAAAGCACCUGAUCCCAGAAGGGGAAAAAAAGAUCCAAAUGUUUAAUUAAAUACUAGGAAGAACUUGGCAUUGGAUGGAAUUGGGCAUUUUGGGGGAUAUCUUUAAUUAAGAAUCUUUGUUCCUAAGCAUAUAUGCCAUCUACUGCACUUAUUCUGUCCCCAAAGCAUUAUAAUUUAGUAAUUGUUCCACAAGCUGCUAGUUGUUUUUUUUUUUUUGGGGGGGGGGGGUUGCAUAUAUUUUAUCUUGGUAAUUACCAUGCUUGAAAUAUCAGAAUGACUCUGUUUUGCAAAUCUAAUUUUUUUGCCUUCCUUCCUCUCCCUGCCUUUCUUUGUUUCCUCCACCACUUUGUUAUUGUGAAAGAUUUAUUUUUGUAUUUCUUCACUGAUGAGAAACUUGAGUGUGCUUCGGAAUAUUUUGGACCUGUGCGUUACCUAAUUUCAACCGUGGAUUAUUGGUUAUUUUGUUAUUUUCAGGCUAUUUAACAGUUGUCAUGGCAGAUAAUUUAAAUCAGAUUGAAUCUAUUCUAGUUGGUCCGGAUGCUGUGUUAAUUUAUUAUGACUCUUCCGAAUUCGUUUUGUUGUUAAGUUGAUUUGAAGACAGUCGCUUGACUAGAAACCCUGAAAAAGGCCCAGGGAUGAUUUGGUUUGGUUUUUUUUUUUAUUCCUCCCCUUUGCACUGCUGUGCAGGUAGGGCUGAGUGACCUGAAUUUGAGAAUCUGUGUCUUGCUUCAGAGCUAUAAAAGCUGAAGAUUUGAAAAAUGUGUGUGCCUCUUUGUGAAGGUCACUACUACCCAUUGGAAAGUGACUAUCUUUUGUCUUUGGAGUUAUUAAAGAUGUAUUUGUGACUAUUUUCUGUUUGCUCUGAUAUUGAAGUGUGAAUUCAAUUUGGGAACCAAGAGGAAAAAUAUUGACUACAACCAAAUACCACUAGAAAUGUGGGGCAGUACUAGUUAAAAGUAUUUUAAACUCUAUUCAAAACACACAUACCCCUUCCCGCAAAGGGCUUCAGUUCUAGGGCAUUAGAGGGGAAAUCAAAAUGGCCUAAAAUGGGUUUGUAAAUCUAAUAAUUAUACUUCGAAGUUUUGUCUGAGUGCGUCUUUAAAAAGUUAGAGCAUUCCCAUUCGUAGCCCUUUGAUUCAUGCUGUGAAUGUACCUUUUAGUUCUUCACUGAAAGUUAGGUGAUUAAGCAAUCCAAUUUUCAAAAUCCAGUCACCUACCGAAUUUAUCAUGGAGGGGAAUGUAUUAAAUGGCUCCCGUGUCCUUGAAAAAUUGAGAGGGAAGAUGAUUCCUCUUUGGACAACGGUUGGGGGUUAAACGGGAAAAUUUCAAACACCUGUUACACAAACCUCUAGUCUGGUCUUGAUUUAGAGCCAUGGGACUCAGAGAUAAAUUUAGCCGUGGCUGUAUAUGUGAUCUUAAACAUGAGGAUAAGGCAAACUAGCAGGGACUGUGAAGUCGUCUGUUAAAUGGAGAUUGUUCUUCAUGUUUCUGAGUUGAGAAGAACGCAACUGCGGAAAGCCAGGAGUUAAGAACCAGUUAAAAUCACCAACACCUGGAGAGCUAGUUGGACUAGGAGAGGAGAAUUUAAGACUCUUUCUCGCUCCCUUCCCGCCCUCAACCUCUCCUCCAAGUCUGAUCUAUACACCUACUUUUUCCCUCGAAAGUGUUUUUUCAUUCAUUCAGUCGUAUUUAUUGAGCGCUUACCGUGUGCAGAGCACUGUCCUAAACGCUUGGAAAGUACAAUUUGGUGACAGAUACGGUCCCUUCCCAACAACGGGCUUUUUCAAACACAUCGGGACUCGGCUUGCUAACAUUAUCUGGAUUUACAAGGGAUCAAAGUAAGAUGUGCGCGAGAAUAGUUUGAAAUUGAAAGGACUGUUCACCUCCAUUUGGGGGGUGGGAAUCGUAAGGUAUUUCACGCAACUAUUUCCUUCUGUAGGAAAAUUGUAUUUAUUGAGCGCUUACUAUGUGCAGAGCACUGUACUAAGCGCUUGGACUAUAUACGAUACCGUUGGUGUCUGAAAGUUUAAUCAGUCGAUGGCAUUUAUUAAGCGUUUACCAUGUGCCGAGCACUGUACUAAACCCCUGAGUGCGACAGCUGGUAGACUCUUUCCCUGCCCACAAGGAGCUUACAAUCUACAGCUUACUACAGCCCAAAGUUGGAGUCCUUAACCUAAUUUAUCAGAAUCUCCGGAUAUAUCACACACCUAGCAAGGAAACACCUGUGUUGGAAAUUUGGGGCACCUUCUCAGUUUCAGGACGUUAUCUUUUUUUAUACAGCCUCUUCCCCGUGUGCCACUUGGGUUUAUAAAUACUACCUGUGAGAAUCUGCACUUUUCUUAAGUGUUUGUUGUAUAUGGAAAUUUUGUGGUUUUAGCUAAAAGUGUUGUAAGUAAUAAAAUCUUCACUUCAUAAUACAGAA